CUGACCCUGACUGUUAUAGUUAGCCGUUUUGUAGGCUAGCGAGUACUUUUACAAAGCAGAUAGCGUCACGGUAACUAAUAUCUACGUUUUAGAAUCGUUUAUUAAUGAAACAAUGGACUCAAAUUCUUUAUUUUAUUCGUUGGAACUCGUUGCUGGCAGUGGAUAUACGUUAAACGUCGAACAGAGAGCUGCCCUGCAGACCUCUUUGGUGAUCCUGCAGAAAAACUACAAAUUCGAUCGAGUCUUUUUUUGGGGCAAAAUAUUGGGAUUAAAGGAAGAUUAUUUCAUUGCUCAAGGGAGAGGAGAAGAUGAAAUGAAGGACAAAAAGAAUCUCUAUAGCUUCAACUGUAUGGACUGGUUCCUGCUCCCCCCUGCCACAGACUCCAUGAGAGAGGAAGUGUCCAGAGGAGCAAAAGGUCGCUUCAUAGGAGACCCCUCACAUGUGUACGAGCAUCAUGAGAUCCUCAGGCAAGGAAAGAAGGAUGAGGAGGUCGUGACCAAAGUGAAAGAGGAAAGCAGGUUGGCCGUGACAGUUCAUCAGAUUGAUGAAGACGUGUCUGUGGUGCCUCGGGGAGCCUUUGUCAAGAGCCCACAUGGCCUUGUCCAAGUCAACCGCAGCUUUGGAGGUUUGUCUCACUCAGAAGCAAGGAAGCUCGACAACUUCCUUCAUUUCAGCAAGCCAAAGAACCUGAAGAAGAAAUCCAUCCUGGAGUUUGGUGAUUUGACUCCAGCUCUCGACUUCCUGGAUGCAUUGAGUGACGACAUCCCUAAAGGAUCGUGGAGUCUUCAGUUUGAAUGUGCAAGUAAAGUGUGCGUGCUGCGCAGCCUGCUGUGGCUCGGCCUGACCUUCUACCAUGUGCCAAUGACACCGCAGCACGGAUACAUCUAUAUUGGAGACGGGACUAAAAAUCUGGACCUUCCCUUCCUGUUAUAAAAAGUGACAUUUGUACACUUAACAAAAUCUACAAUUUUCUCAAGUUUCUGCUGGUCAAAUUCACUCUCUCAAUGUAUU
Molecule: messenger RNA, 1012 nt
Organism: Labrus bergylta (ballan wrasse)
Lineage: Eukaryota; Metazoa; Chordata; Actinopteri; Labriformes; Labridae
Gene: rsph9
Product: radial spoke head component 9
Biological process (GO): axoneme assembly; cilium movement involved in cell motility; motile cilium assembly
Cellular component (GO): axoneme; radial spoke
Source: RefSeq, a predicted model, not a curated record